Musa acuminata AAA Group (dessert banana) is the source of this 4850-nucleotide messenger RNA. Its product is annotated as translocase of chloroplast 101, chloroplastic-like. The transcript has a single exon. Gene Ontology annotation, biological process: protein targeting to chloroplast. Gene Ontology annotation, cellular component: chloroplast outer membrane. NCBI's taxonomy places the organism in Eukaryota, Viridiplantae, Streptophyta, Magnoliopsida, Zingiberales, Musaceae. The record is from RefSeq and is a predicted model, not a curated record. Bases 159 to 4658 code for a protein of 1499 amino acids. Gene Ontology annotation, molecular function: GTP binding; GTPase activity.
AACGCUCGCCUCCCUGCCUUAUCUGAUCUCAUGCCGCCCGCUCUCCUUAUCACUUCCCAACCCCAUUCGGUCAUUAGACGCUCGUCACUCGGCUUGUAGAACUCUUUCUGCCUUCUUUUCCGCUCCUUCGGGUCGUCUCGUCGCUCCCCUCCUUACCGAUGGCGUCCGAGGUGAGCGGCGCGUCAGUCUCGUCGGAAGCCAAGGAAGCCCCGAUGAGGAGCGAACCCGACGGAGACACAGGAGGGGACGGGGAUCCCCGUGCCGCCGUGGAACCGGAAAAGGAGAGCAGUGACGGCUCGGCCCCCGCCUCGGCCGCGGCCGGAGGCACCUUGACGACCACCUCCUCGAUGCCUGUAGCACAGGAGACUCCGGACGACGACCCGGACGAGGAGGCGUUCCAGGAGGCGCUGGAAUAUGGGGACGACGAUGGGUUCUCGGAUGCCGCUAAAGCUUCAGGAUCAUUGAAUGAUGGUGAACUCAUGGAAGGAGAGGAGAAAGGUGAGCCCCCAUCGGAGACUCAGGUUUUGGCCACCGUCCAAGGCAAUUCCCAACAUGAGACCGUGGAAAUGCUGUCAAGUGAAAUCCCUAGGACAGAGGAGACCUCACAUCGUGAGGUUUUGUCGGCUGUGGUGAAAGAGUCGACGGAGAAUUCCACUUCGCAAAGCACCGAAACGAAGCCAAUCGGGGAUGGUUCUGUCGUUGGCGACGAGGAGCUCGGACUCCACGACGCUCACGAGGAGAAUGAUGAGGGCUUGGUCGAGGAAUCGGGAGAGUCUGCUACCCCUACUAUUGGUGCGGUUGAGGAAGAGAGACAUGGAGCCGAACCUGAUGUUGCGGAUGACGUGAAAAUUGGCGUUGCCGCAGUUUCCGAUCAAAAUGUCUACCCAAUUUGUAUACCUGCCGCACAGGAGAUGGAGACUGUGGAGAAUCCCACUUUGAGCAUCGAAGGGAACCCAGUCGAGGAUGAGACUGCUGCAGCUGGCAAUGUGGAUAGGGAUGAGGAGCGUGCAGACCCUGGUGCUCAGGAGAAAGAUGGAAGUUUGGUCGACAAAUUGGGAGAAUCUGCUAGGCCUGUUAUUGAUGUGCUACUGGAGUCAAAGACAGCAAACGACAAGUUUGAUACCGCCGAAGAAGAGAAAAACGGAGGCAAAGCUGAGAUGGAAGAGGUGAACAUUGACGUUGCUGGGGUUGCUCCCACUUUGAGCAUUGAGGAUAACCCAGUCGAGGAUGGGACUGCUGCCGCUGGAAAUGUGGAUAGGAAUGAGGAGCAAGUAGACCCUGAUGCUCCGGAGAAAGAUGGAGGCUUGGUCGAGAAAUUGGGAAAACCUGCUAAAGGGACGGGCGGAGACAAAGCUGAUAUCAGCGAGGUGGACAUUGGCACUUCUGAAAAUGCCGAUUCUGAUCAAAGUGUCAACCAAGGAAGUACUCCUGCUUCUCAAACAGUAGAUGAAUCAUCCAAAUCAACUCAUGGAGUAAAUGACGAAGAGAUGAAUGAAAAUUUAAUACAGAGUUAUUCCGGUGUGGACACUAUGAUGGUCUAUGUUUCAACCGGAAAGCUUGAUGGAUCAAAUAUGAGGAAAAAUGAUUUGAGUGAGAAUCAUGAAGUUGCAGAUAGUAAGUCCGGUGAAAGUUCUGCUAACAAAGAUGAUACAGUGAGUGAUGGUGAAACUGUCUUUAGUAAGCCUUCUAUUCAGGAGAAAGUGGAUACAGCUAGUGAUGGCGAAACUGUCUCUAGUGAGCGUUCUGUUCACGAGAUAGUGGAUGAGAAGCUAACAAAUGAAUCGAAUCGAACUGCAAAUGGAACUGAGGCAAACAAUGAUGAGCCUGUGCCUGAAUUGGUUCCAGAUGGGCAAAAUUCAAAAUCAGCCCAAGAUAGGCAAUCUCCAUCUAUCACUGCUGGGGAAUCAAGAAACAGGGUGACUGAAGGAGAUGACUUUGGGGCUUCUGGUGUGAAUGAAGAUGCACUUGCUCAAUUACCAACUUCAGUUACAGAACCAGAACCAACACCGAGUGAAGAUUUGAUUUAUCAUGUGCAAGACCUUGACCAGGAGAAGGCAGAGGACGAAGACAAAAACUUAGUUUCUGAUGGACCACCUAGGGUGGCAAUAUCGACGAGCUCAGAAACUGCAAAACAGCUGAUGAGUGAAUUAGAAGAAGGCUCUUCUAGUGUCACCCCUCAUUCAGUGUCAGAUGACUCAAAGGAUGUAGACGGCCAGAUUAUUUUGGAUUCAGAUGAAGAGUUGGUGACUGACGAGGAGGAUGGAAGACAUGCAAUGAUCGAUUCUGAUGCAUUGAUUGCGCUUCUGAAAGCGGCAAGCAGUUCCACUGAUGAUGGAGGUAUCAGUGUCACUUCUCAAGAUGCUAAUAGAAUCUUCUUGGUCGACCGUCCAGCUGGUCUGGGGCCCUCAAUUCCAUCUCUGAAACCUACUCUUCCCCGUCCUGCACGAUCAAACCUUCUUAGUCCUUCUGAUCUGGCUGUAGCAGCAGAGCCUGAUGAUCAAAUGACCAAGGAACAAAAACAGUUGCAUGAGAAAGUUGAGCUUAUUAGGGUGAAGUUUCUACGUCUUGUUCGUAGGUUGGGCCAUUCACCUGAAGACACGGUGGUAGCCCAGGUGCUAUAUCGUCUGAGUCUUGCAGAAGGUAUUCGUAGUGGAAGGCAAACUGGCCAGGCUUAUAGUCUUGAGAGUGCAAAAAAGAAGGCUUUGCUGCUAGAACAAGAUGGAACUGAAGAUUUGGACUUUUCCUGUAACAUUCUUGUCCUAGGAAAGAGUGGAGUGGGCAAGAGUGCAACUGUAAAUUCUAUAUUUGGUGAAGAGAAGUCUCCAACCAGUGCAUUUGAACCAGCAACAACUUCUGUUAAAGAGAUUGUAGGAACCGUGGAGGGGGUUAAGAUUCGGGUUUUAGAUACUCCAGGUCUUAGAGCUUCAGGAAUGGACCAAGCAUCAAGCAGGAGAAUCCUGGCAUCCAUAAAGAAAUACACAAAGAGAUGCCCUCCAGACAUUGUUUUGUAUGUGGACCGCAUGGACACACUGACCCGAGAUCAGAAUGACUUGCCUCUGCUAAGAACAAUUACUAGCACUUUGGGUUCAUCCAUAUGGUUCAAUGCCAUUGUCGCUCUCGCACAUGCUGCGUCUGCCCCUCCUGAUGGACCAAGUGGUUCCCCUUUGAGCUAUGAGGUGUUCGUGGCCCAAAGGUCUCAUGCUGUUCAGCAGUCCAUAAGGCUAGCAGCUGGAGACAUGCGCCUGAUGAAUCCAGUGGCUCUUGUUGAGAACCAUCCAUCUUGUAGAAAGAACAGGGAGGGACAAAAAGUGCUCCCUAAUGGUCUGUCAUGGAGAUCACAGAUGCUGCUGCUCUGUUACUCUUCAAAGAUAUUAUCUCAAGCUAAUUCACUUCUAAAGCUUCAAGAUCCUUCUCCCGGAAAACUGUUUGGUCUCCGUCUACGUCCUCCACCGCUUCCCUUCCUGCUUUCUUCUCUGUUGCAGUCCAGAGCACACCCAAAACUUCCAUCCGAUCAUCAUGGUGACAAUGAAGAUUCUGAUAUUGACCUAGAUGACUUAUCAGAUGCUGAUCAAGGGGAAGAAGAAGAAGAGUAUGAUCAACUUCCACCAUUUAAGCCCCUGAGGAAGUCUCAAAUUGCCAAGCUGACCAAGGAGCAAAGAAGAUCAUAUUUUGAUGAGUAUGAUUACCGAGUUAAGCUUCUUCAGAAAAAACAGUGGAAGGAGGAGCUCAGACGAUUGAAAGAGAUAAAGAAUGGACAGAAAGUGUUGAAGGAUGAUUUUGGGCUUGCUGAUAUGGUCGAAGAUUUUGAUCAGGAUAAUGCCCCUGCAACUGUACCAGUCCCUUUGCCUGAUAUGGUAUUGCCCCCUUCUUUUGACUGUGACGCCCCAACGUAUCGAUACCGUUUUCUAGAGACUACCUCACAGUUUCUUUGUAGGCCAGUACUGGAUACGCAUGGUUGGGAUCAUGAUUGUGGUUAUGAUGGGGUAAGCCUUGAAGAGAGCCUCGCUGUUGCUGGCCGAUUUCCUGCUGUCUUAUCAGCUCAAGUGACUAAGGACAAAAAGGAAUUCAGCAUCCAUUUAGAUUCCUCUGUCUCGGCCAAGCAUGGGGAAAAUGGUUCUACUCUCGCUGGCUUCGAUAUCCAGACUGUUGGAAAGCAACUUUCUUACAUUCUGCGCGGUGAGACCAAGUCCAAAAUGUUGAAAAAGAACAGGACUACUGGAGGGAUCUCCGUAACCUUCUUGGGGGAAACCAUAGCUACUGGAUUAAAGUUUGAAGACCAACUUUCUAUUGGGAAGCAAGUGAAUCUUGGUGCAAGCACUGGUGCUGUUCGAGCACAAGGUUAUACUGCAUACGGAGCCAAUUUGGAGGUGCGACUCCGCGAUAAGGAUUAUCCCAUAAGUCAAGCCCUUGCCACCUUGGGGUUAUCUUUGAUGAGUUGGCAUGGUGAUUUGGCUUUGGGUGCAAACCUGCAGUCUCAAUUCUCCAUUGGGAGGAAUUCAAAGAUGGCAGUUCGUGUUGGGCUGAACAACAAGCGGACUGGGCAGAUCACCGUCAGGAUGAGCACCUCAGAACAACUUCAACUUGCACUCGUGGGUAUCAUCCCCAUUGCAAUCUCUAUCUUCCAGAGCAUGAAGCCCGGUGAGUCCUUCCAGUAUUAGUUAGAUCAGGUGUCUAAGACACUUUAUAUCUCUCGAGUUUCAUCAUAACUAGUUUCGAAGCCUCUUUAUGUUCCAACUAUUAUCCUUUUGGUCAGAAUCUUUGCAGUUUCUCUAAUUAGUUUUGUUCUGUGAUUUCAAUACUUGGUUGUAGAACUGAGUUUGAAUAAAAGCAGUAAUAGUUCAUUUUCAUGA